Molecule: messenger RNA, 2262 nt
Organism: Cyclocybe aegerita
Lineage: Eukaryota; Fungi; Basidiomycota; Agaricomycetes; Agaricales; Hemipholiotaceae
Source: the annotation of a GenBank genome assembly
AUGUCAACCCAACCCCCAAUUUAUAUGCCACCCCGUGGUGACGAAAUGGCACCAAUGUUUGACCCAUCGAAGCCUCGAGAGCUCCAGUGCUAUUUUCGUGACCUCAAGUUUCUUUUUGACCACGCCCAAGUCACAGACCACACCGCACGCAAGAAACACGCCAUCCGUUAUGUUGAUAUUGACAUCGCCAACCUGUGGGAGUGCAUUAUCGAAUUCUCGAGCACCGAUGCCACCUACGAUGAGUUCAAGACCACCAUAAUCAAGCUGUACCCCGAGGCCAACGAAAACUUCAAGUUCACGCUCUCGGACAUGGAUUGCACUGUCGACAGCUGCCUUCGCCUUGGGAUCCACUCGCUCAAUGAUCUCUCCGACUACCACCGUGAAUUCACAGCCGUUACGACCUUUCUUGUCACCAAAGGACGCCUUGCCACAAUGGAGCAAGAACAUGCAUUUGCUCGAGGAUUCCAGCCUAUUUUUGAUACGCCAUACACCAUCAAGAAUGUUAUGGACGCCGCGCGAUUCAUCCUUCGAGGAUUUUCUGCCACUAUUCCGUCGCCCUCAGCCACAGCAAUGACUACGAUGACUUCUCUGCCACCAGACUCUGUCAAACUCGAAGCUCUCGGUCCCGUCUUCUCAGAACUCACCAAGACAAUCAUCGGAGCCUUUCAGCAGUCAAACCAGCCCUGCCAGCCUCGUUCUUCGUCGUCUCCAGCCCCAGUAGCUUGCAAGUUUUGUGGAAGUGCUCAUUUCAUGCAGGAUUGCGAUCUUGUCAACAAGUACUCUCAUGCUGGCAAGUGUAGGCGAAAUGUCGAGGGAAAGGUUGUCCUUCCAUCAGGAGCUUUCAUCCCUAAGGAAAUCCCCAGCCAUUUACUCAAGGAUCGUGUAGACAAAUGGCAUCAUCGAAAUCCGAACCAGCUCGCCACCGGCACCCUUUUCCACUCGACGACACCAUCCUCUGCUCUCGAAUAUUCGCCCUCGUGCACUACGACUAGAUCUACACAUCAGACCUCGAAGAAGGAUCGCAUCACCACCAUCAAAGCUGAGUUACUCGCCCUCUGUGCUCGACAACCGCCCAGUUUCGUGCCCACCACCCAAAUGCUCGCUCAGACGCCUUGUGCCGUUUUCCAGGAUGAAGGAGAAGUUUCUCCUGCCUCGCCGCCGCUUCCUGCCGCCCCUGUGCUCGCCGCUGAACAAGAUAUUGGUCCAGAACUCACCAUUCGAGACGCACCAGACACCAUCUGUGUUUACUCACAAGAAAAGACCGUCGACACCGCACUCGAGCAAGAAACGCCCAAGAAACUCGGCAUCACGUAUCUCAUGUUACCACCCGUGAACGACAUCGAAUCGGUGCCCGCCAACUGCAACAUUUCAUUGAGUACUCCAUCCGUCAUCACCCUGCACGAGUUCUCGUCCCUAUCCCCUGAAAUUCGACCUCAUAACUCCGAAACCACGACCACGAGAUCCCAUACAACCAAGGAGACUCGUCAACAAGCAACUGGGCUCGAAGAGAGUGCCACCACUACAACGCUGCCCAAACACGCUUCCAACUCGUUCCAUAUCACCCAUUCAAACAUUGCACUCACUUCCACUCGAUAUCCCAGCCCACCAGACGCAUCCAUCGCCAAUUUCGACAUAUACAAGCCCUCCUAUCGCACUCUCUAUCCCGACGACACUCCUGAUCCCAAUAACCCCGUUAAAUCGAAGACUUCGGCCACUCUCCAUUCCUAUGUCCCUCUAGACAAUGAAAAUCGACGCCUCGAACACCUUCUCGACCCCGGCGGUCAAAAUUUUGACUCUCAGCCUUUCACUUCCCCAACAGCAAUCAUUCACGACAAUCCGCUGCAGCAACACAUGUCUCAACAACUGACGCUGCCACACACCACCAUGACGCUACUGCCCUUCCCAAACAGUCAGAACGUCUCGAAGCACUUCGUUCCCAAGUGUCUGUUGCCCGCCAACAAUCCGCCCCUCGAGAACGAAUCUCUUCGUUUUAGGAUACGCGCUCACUAUUUCAGUCCUCACGUGGUUAUUUUUAGCAGCCAAGACACUGCCCAUAGCCCCAGCAAAUCCGACAACACAUUCUUCGACUGCCAGAUCACUGCCAUUCAUAGUUCUGAUUCUUUCCCUCAUCUUUCCUUUCCUUCUCAACUUCUCAACAAUGUCUUUGGCCUUUCGCACUCUCGCCUUCAAGAUAUUCAGAUGUCAACUGCCUUUGACCCCUACAACAACUUUGAUGCUGUUCACUUCGCUUUCGAAGAGUAG